This is a messenger RNA of Globicephala melas (long-finned pilot whale), 7875 nucleotides long. It is a transcript of the gene ZNF236, whose product is annotated as zinc finger protein 236. Gene Ontology annotation, cellular component: nucleus. Gene Ontology annotation, biological process: regulation of transcription by RNA polymerase II. Lineage: Eukaryota; Metazoa; Chordata; Mammalia; Artiodactyla; Delphinidae. Gene Ontology annotation, molecular function: DNA-binding transcription factor activity, RNA polymerase II-specific; RNA polymerase II cis-regulatory region sequence-specific DNA binding. The record is from RefSeq and is a predicted model, not a curated record.
UCCCCGGGGUGGCGGGCCCGGCCCGACCGCGAGCUGCCACGGCCCCGGGGGGACGCCCGCGGGGGGCUCGGGAGCGGGUCCCCCCGCGGUGACACGGGGGCCGAGACCGUGCGGGGCUCGUGUCCAGGUGCACCGUCUUCCGGCCCCGGGCUCGGUGGCCCAGCGUCACCCUCCCCUGAGGCUCGGGACCCAGGCGGGCGGGCGCUCCGGAUUUCGGAAGAGAAAGAGGUCGUGUCUGGAAAGGAAGGCCGUUGCGUCCGUUCCAUUUUGCCGCUGCGGCGUUUGGGAAGAGAGGAGGAGAGGCUAGGUGUAAGCUUAGCGGCGUUGUCAGUGCUCUUACUGCAGUUGCUGAAGUUCACGGGCAUGGGAACCGGGCUGCAGCGCCCGCGAGUUUCCGCUGGAGAGGUGUCGCUGGAGAACAGUCCAGUCCUUUGUUCCUGGACGAGGCCACGUUUGUUUCUGCCUCAGGGCCUUUGCUGCUCCCUAUUCUGAGAAGCCACCCCUUGCUCAUUCUGGGCUUCAGCUUCCCGAGAGAGGCCUCCUUCCUCAGACCCUUCUGAAAGUUGCUUUCCCUGCCUUAGACCAGUCAUUCUCUACCACAGUGGUUCUCAGAGUUGGUUCAUGGACCCCUGGGAGUUCUGGAGACAGUUUCAGGCAUCUGCAAGAUGGAGUUUUAACAUUGAAUGCGGAGAACACUAAUUAUGCCUGUCAAGUUCCGAGCUUCCAUAAAUGUGAAAUCUGUCUGCUAUCUUUUCCAAAAGAGUCCCAGUUUCAACGCCACAUGAGGGAUCACGAGCGAAAUGACAAGCCACAUCGAUGUGACCAGUGCCCCCAAACCUUUAAUGUUGAGUUCAACUUGACACUUCACAAAUGUACCCACAAUGGGGAGGAUCCUACCUGUCCCGUGUGUAACAAGAAAUUCUCCAGAGUGGCUAGUCUCAAAGCACAUGUUAUGCUGCAUGAAAAGGAAGAGAACCUCAUCUGCUCUGAGUGUGGGGAUGAGUUCACCCUGCAGAGCCAGCUGGCCAUCCACAUGGAGGAGCACCGCCAGGAGCUGGCUGCGAGCCGGACUCACGCCUGCAAGGCCUGCAGGAAGGAGUUCGAGACGUCAUCACAGCUGAGAGAGCACAUGAAGACACAUUAUAAAAUUAGGGUGUCAAGUACAAGGUCUUAUAAUCGGAACAUUGACAGGAGUGGAUUCACGUAUUCAUGCCCACACUGUGGAAAGACGUUCCAAAAGCCAAGUCAGUUAACUCGGCAUAUUAGGAUACACACAGGUGAAAGACCAUUUAAAUGUAGCGAAUGUGGAAAAGCUUUUAACCAGAAGGGGGCGCUGCAAACUCACAUGAUUAAGCAUACAGGUGAAAAACCCCACGCCUGUGCCUUUUGUCCUGCCGCUUUUUCUCAGAAAGGGAAUCUCCAGUCACACGUGCAGAGAGUUCACUCAGAGGUCAAGAACGGCCCUACCUAUAAUUGUACAGAAUGUAGUUGUGUAUUUAAAAGUUUAGGUAGCCUGAACACUCAUAUCAGCAAGAUGCAUAUGGGUGGGCCACAGAAUUCAACAAGUGCUGCAGAGACUGCUCACGUUUUAACGGCCACGCUGUUUCAGACCUUACCUCUUCAGCAGGCGGAAGCCCAGGUCACGUCUGCUCCGAGUCAGCAGAGUUCCCAGGCGGUGGCCGAUGUCAUCCAGCAGCUGCUGGAGCUGUCGGAGCCGGGGCCUGCAGGGUGCAGCCAGCCGCCUCAGGCCGGCCAGCAGCUGAGCAUCACGGUGGGGGUCAGCCAGGACAUCCUACAGCAAGCCUUAGAAAACAGUGGGCUGUCUUCAAUUCCAGUUGCAGCGCAUCCCAGCGACCCCAGCCACGCCAAGGCCGCGGCCGCUCAGGGCCAGACUCCAGACGCUCCCAGCGUUUCAAGGGAGCCAGCUGACCCUACGGCCGCAGAGCGGGAAGAAGAACAGGAGAGCCCAGAGAAAUUGGAUAAAAAAGAAAAAAAGAUUAUAAAGAAGAAAUCUCCAUUUCUACCUGGGUCGAUCCGCGAGGAGAACGGUGUGCGAUGGCACGUGUGUCCCUACUGCACCAAGGAGUUCCGCAAGCCCAGCGACCUGGUGCGCCACAUCCGCAUCCACACCCAUGAGAAGCCCUUCAAGUGCCCGCAGUGCUUCCGGGCUUUCGCCGUGAAGAGCACGCUGACAGCCCACGUCAAAACGCACUCGGGCGUCAAGGCGUUCAAGUGCCAGUGCUGCAUGAAGAGCUUCUCCACCUCGGGGAGCCUCAAGGUGCACGUUCGCCUGCACACAGGAGUCAGACCUUUUGCUUGUCCUCACUGUGACAAGAAAUUUCGAACCUCAGGCCACAGGAAGACUCACAUUGCUUCUCACUUUAAACACACGGAGUUAAGAAAGAUGAGGCACCAGCGUAAACCUGCAAAAGUUCGUGUUGGCAAGGCGAACGUUCCGGUCCCCGAUAUUCCUUUGCAGGAGCCGAUCCUCAUAACAGACGUAGGUCUUAUCCAGCCCAUUCCAAGAAACCAGCUUUUUCAAAGUUAUUUUAAUAAUAAUUUUGUAAAUGAAGCAGAUAGACCGUACAAGUGUUUUUACUGUCAUCGUGCCUAUAAAAAGUCUUGCCAUCUUAAACAACACAUCAGAUCACAUACAGGUGAAAAGCCUUUUAAAUGUUCUCAGUGUGGAAGAGGCUUUGUUUCUGCAGGAGUGCUCAAAGCACACGUCCGAACGCACACUGGACUUAAAUCUUUCAAGUGUCUGAUAUGUAAUGGAGCUUUCACUACUGGUGGUAGCUUACGGCGACAUAUGGGCAUCCAUAACGACCUUCGUCCCUAUAUGUGUCCCUAUUGCCAGAAAACAUUUAAGACCUCACUAAAUUGCAAAAAGCACAUGAAAACCCAUAGAUUUGAGCUUGCCCAGCAGCUCCGGCAGCAGCAGCAGGCCUGCCCGGUAGAUGACGGCGCCGUGGACCAGCAGGGCAUGCACGUGCCCACCCAGGUGCAGGUGGAGAUUGAGAACGCCGCACUGCAGCCCACCGCUGAGGCCGUGGCCCACAACCCCGGGGCCGUGCUGGACCUGGGGCCGCCCGCCGGCGUGGAGGCGGGGCUCGGCCAGCAGAUGGCGGGGCAGCCUUUGGAAGCAGAUGAAGACAGGCUUGUGGUCCCGCAGCACACUCUGGAAGGGCACGUGGGCCAGUACGAGGAGCAGGCUCCCCCGCCGCAGCCCUUCGAGCCAGCGGGUCUGUCACAGGGUUUUACAGUGACUGAUACGUACAAUCAACAGACUCAGUUUCCACCGGUCCAACAGUUACAAGAUUCCAGCACACUGGAGUCUCAAGCCCUGUCCACGAGCUUCCAUCAGCAGAACUUACUUCCGGUUCCUAGCUCUGACACGAUUAAUGUAACAAGUCGUUUGGUUCAGGAGUCACCCCAGCAGGAGCUGGGGCUGCAGGCGCCACGUCCCCCGUUCCUGGACGACAGCGAGGAGCAGAGCCGGCGCUCCUACAGAUGUGACUAUUGCAACAAAGGCUUUAAGAAAUCCAGCCACUUGAAGCAGCACGUGCGGUCACACACCGGGGAGAAGCCCUACAAGUGCAAGCUCUGUGGACGUGGCUUCGUUUCCUCUGGGGUCCUCAAGUCCCACGAGAAGACACACACAGGAGAAAAGGCGUUCAGCUGCAGCGUCUGCAACGCUUCCUUCACAACCAACGGCAGCCUCACCAGGCACACGGCCACGCACAUGAGCAUGAAGCCCUACAAGUGUCCGUUUUGCGAGCAGGGCUUCCGAACCACAGUCCAUUGUAAAAAGCACAUGAAGAGGCACCAGACAGUCCCCUCGGCUGGGUCAGCACCGGGAGAGGCAGAAGGAGGAGAGAUGGGUCUGGAGGAAGAGGAAGACAGUUCUGAAAGAAACGUGUGUAGAAAGGCUCGUCCCGAGGUCAUCACCUUCACAGAGGAGGAGACGGCGCAGCUGGCCAAGAUUGGGCCGCAGGAGAGCGCCACCGUCUCAGAGCAGGUGCUGGUGCAGUCGGCCGCCGAGAAGGACCGCGUCAGCGAGAUGAAGGACAGGCAGGCGGAGCUGGAGGCCGAGCCCAAGCACGCCAACUGCUGCUCCUACUGCCCCAAGAGCUUCAAGAAGCCCAGCGACCUGGUCAGGCAUGUUCGAAUCCACACUGGAGAAAAGCCAUAUAAAUGCGAUGAAUGUGGGAAGAGUUUCACUGUUAAAUCUACCCUGGACUGCCACGUGAAGACUCACACAGGUCAGAAGCUCUUCAGCUGCCACGUCUGCAGCAACGCCUUCUCCACCAAGGGGAGCCUGAAGGUCCACAUGCGUUUGCACACAGGAGCAAAGCCGUUCAAGUGUCCCCACUGUGAGCUGCGUUUCCGCACGUCCGGGCGGAGGAAGACUCACAUGCAGUUUCACUACAAACCGGACCCUAAGAAAGCCAGGAAGCCUGGGCCCCGGGGGCCGCCGGAAGGGCCGCAGCCCGUGAGCGCGCCCCCUCCGCCCUCCUCCGACCCCAGCGUGUUCAUCAUGAACAGCCCCGUGCUGGCGGGGCAGCUGGACCAGAGUCUGCUGCAGCAGGGCCUGCUGGGCCAGGCCGUCCUUCCCGCCUCCGUGUCCGCUGGUGGCGACUGGACAGUGUCUCUGACAGACGGAAGCCUGGCCACCCUCGAGGGCAUACAGUUACAGUUGGCUGCUAACCUGGUUGCACCCAGUGUUCAAAUCUCUGGGAUCGACGCUUCCAGCAUUAAUAAUAUCACGCUACAGAUUGACCCAAGCGUCCUGCAGCAGACGCUACAGCAGGGUAACCUGCUUGCUCCACAGCCGACCGUGGAGCCCGGCCUGGCCCCGCAGCACAGCUCCCUUCAGACACCAGACAGUACAGUCCCGGCCAGCGUGGUCCUCCAGCCCAUCUCAGGCCUGUCCUUGCAGCCCACGGUGACGUCUGCCAACCUGACCAUAGGCCCGCUCUCGGAGCAGGAUUCCGUGCUGACCACCAGCAGCAGUGGGACGCAAGACCUCUCUCAGGUGAUGACAUCACAAGGCCUGGUGUCCACCUCCAGUGGCCCCCAUGAGAUCACCCUGACCAUUAACAACUCGAGCCUGAGCCAGGUGCUGGCGCAGGCUGCCGGGCCCACCGCUGCGUCGUCCUCGGGGUCGCCGCAGGAAAUCACCCUGACCAUCUCCGGUCAAGAUCUUAUUCAGCACAGUUCUAAUGGAAGUAGUGAACUGAACGGAAGCAUAAGAUUGUCAGCACCUGCAAUCAAUAAUCAAUCUACGGGUGCCACCUUGACCAUAAGCAAUGAUCAGCUUCUCUCACAGAGUGCAACAUUAAACGCUUCAGAACUUAAUGCCACAGCUGGAAGCCUGCCUUUGACAACACCCAUGUCCCCAUCUGCCACAUCUGCCCAGAACCUGGUCAUGUCCUCAUCGGGAGUGGGGGCAGAGGCCAGCGUCACGCUGACCCUGGCUGACACUCAGGGUUUGCUCUCCGGGGGGCUGGACACGGUCACGCUCAACAUCGCUUCUCAGGGUCAGCAGUUCCCAGCCUUGCUCACGGACCCCGCUCUCUCGGGCCCUGGGGGUGCGGGCUCGCCCCAGGUCAUCCUGGUGAGCCCCACUCCACAGCCGUCGGCAGCCUGUGAAGAAAUCGCCUAUCAGGUGACGGACGUGUCUCCUAACCUGGCCCAGGGUGGGCAGCCCGAGAAGGAGGGCCGGCUGCACCAGUGCCUGGAGUGUGGCCGCACCUUCGCCUCGGCCGCCCUGCUGCUGCACCACAGCAAGGAGAUGCACGGCCGGGAGCGCAUCCACGUCUGCCCCGUGUGCAGGAAGGCCUUCAAGCGCGCCACGCACCUCAAGGAGCACAUGCAGACGCAUCAAGCCGGUCCUUCCUUGAGCUCUCAGAAGCCGAGGGUGUUCCAGUGUGACACUUGUGAGAAGGCCUUUGCCAAACCAAGCCAGCUGGAGCGACACAGCCGCAUCCACACAGGGGAGCGGCCAUUCCACUGCACCCUCUGCGAGAAGGCCUUCAACCAGAAGAGCGCGCUGCAGGUGCACAUGAAGAAGCACACGGGGGAGCGGCCCUACCGGUGCAACUACUGUGUCAUGGGCUUCACGCAGAAGAGCAACAUGAAGCUGCACAUGAAGCGGGCCCACAGCUACGCGGGAACCUUGCAGGAACCCGCCGUCCCCCAGGAGCACGGAGGGGAGGUGCUGAGCCGUGCGCUCCACCUGGAGGAGGUGGAGCCGGAACCCGCGAGCGAGUGGCAGACCCUGGCCAACGUGUUCUGACACAGCCCGGCCCCGAGAACGUUUCCAGAGUGAAGUGUGGAGAAGAACAAAGCCCUUGGGAUUUCUGUUUUGAAGCCUCAAGUGUUAAAAAUGUUACCACAACAGCUAGAAAAUUAUCUGAAGAAUCAUUGGCUUUCAGAGACUUGAGGAAGAAAGCUGGGAAAGGUGGAAGCACGUUGCUGUUGUUCUGCGAAUCACUGAACUCAGGUACUACGUCAGCAGUCUCGCCUACUCCGUGGCCAGUGCGUCUAGUUAAAAAGAAAUUAACUGGAUCGGACUCUCAUUGUAGUGUGAUUUCUUUGUAUUAGCAAAGACAGAAGUUAACGUGGAAAAACCCAGAUAGGUUUUCCUUCAUGCUUUCUGUUAUAAGAAGCAUAGCUCAUGAAACAAACAUAAGAUAGGUGCAUGAAGUUCGGAAAAAACGUUACAACACGCAGGGAGGUUUUUUCCAUCUUUUUCUCUGUGAAUUUUGAAAUUAGUAGAAAUUGACUCUAAUUUUUAGUCUACCAUAAGUUAAUAUAACUAAUACCUUGAGAGAUGGCCGGACCAGUUCUCUCUCCAUUACAAAUAUCUAAUCGUUAGUGACAAGAAUGCAGUGUCUGGGGUGUACACCCGGGGAGUAGAGCAAGCCUGACACACACGUGAGGAUCCAGCUGUCCGCGCGGGAUGAUGCCACUCGCGCUGCCCGAGUCGAUACUCGGGUACAUGGGUCGGGCUACCGCAGAAAGCACAAGCCAUGCACUGCAGGUCCGAAAUCACAGAAUGGUCUCCUGGGAACAAAGGGACUGCAGCCCUGUCCGCCUCAGUGAUUAAGAAGUGUAUUUGUACUUUGAGGGUAAGAACCUGUAUGAGCCCCGUGGUUUUCUCUUCGUGCAUAAGCAGGUGUAUUUUUUAUUUCAGGGAAUUCUUUAGUAUCAUCAAUGGUGCCACGUUGAACAUGUCCCAAACCAAAUCCUACCCCGCGCUGCCCACGCUGGGGCAGAGUGUGUGUCGUUCCCACAGCAUUCCAAAGAUGGAAACUUCUUUACUUCAUGUGAAUCUCUCCUUUGAAAUUAUUUAUAUGUUCUAUAUAUAAAUACAUAUGUACAUAUACAGAUAUAUGGGCCUCUGUGUGGCCGAACAGUAUAUUUUGUAAAUAAGCACUAGUCCCAGUUACAGAGAGAGCGACAGAGUUUUUACCUCCCAGCGAGCACUUCAGAUCAGUAUUGUAUUCAUUUUAUUAAUAAAUGGAUAUCCUUGUCAUUGUGACAUAAAGCUGGGGUUGGUUUUUUGUUUUUGUUUUUCCUGAAAAAUAAUCGCCUUUAUUUUCUCUCUCAUUGCCUCGCUGGUUUCAGAAGAGAGCAGUUUUAUGAUAUAAAUAUUGUAUGGACUUUGUAUAUUAAGAGAGGAGCUCAUUUCAGAUUCCUGAAGAAAGAGACAUUUUACUGUUAUUUUUUGAAGGGGCGUCUUUUGAUUUUUUGUUGUUCACGCUUCUGGCAUAUGUAUAUAAGUAACAUCGAUAGUGAUAUAAAACCUUUUGUUAUGUGAAAAUAUUUAAGUCAGAAAACUGUUAAAUAAUAUUACUUUUUUUUUUCAAA